AUGCGGCCUGCUUCAGGUGUGUGUUCGCCUUCCUCCGCCUCAGCGCUGCCUUCUCCCUCAGCCUCUUCAGUGGCUGUGACUUCGUCGGCGGGACUUUCUCUCUCUCCUCCUCCGCCGUCGUCUCCGGGAGAUCUCCCAGGCACCAUCAAGAAGCUCCGCUCGGCUUUGAGGCGUCUGAGGUAUCCUCCAGCUCUUCAGCAUCCCCUCCUUCAGAGGACAUCUGGCACAUACUCUCCAGGGCUGAGUGACGAAUGCUUGAGCCGGGGGGAUGUCACGGAAUUUCUCGCAAUUUUUCACUUCCUUUGCCUCCAAUUGAGCGAAGGCGUUUGGCGAGCGUUUCAGGACCGAGGCUACGAUCUUCUUUACAAGACUGAUCAACGCUUCGUUCAAACUCUCUGGAAGUUCCUGCGGGACGAGUGCAACUACAGGCCAGCGUUGACUGUGUCCCAGUUUUUGUCACCAACGGGAUUCGCGGAACGGAAGAUCCACCUGUGUCUGGAUCUCAUCCACAUUUGCCGACAAAUUCACAACAACCACGCGGCCCAGCAUCAUCCGCGCCGGCCCCGGAGUAGCCAGAGCCCCCCGCUCUCUGCGGGGGCUUUGGUCAGUAGGGGCGACUCGGAGGAUGAGAACAAAUGUCCCGGGGCGCGAGGGACCAGAGGCUCGCUCCAAGCGUCAGUUGCAAGCAGCCACUCGGCGCACAGCCUGACGCCAAAGGGACGCAAUGACAUCCAUGAGCCAGUGCUCGCCCCAAGGCCGGGGAAGUCCGCGGACUACUUUCUCCGUUCCCCCUCAAGAGGGCGAACCGGGCCUGUGGCGGCCUCCGGCAAGCACAAGGAAAGCAGGCAAUUCAAAGAUGCAGACAACGUGAGCAUGUCAGCUCCGCUGACGAACGGAUGGCAGCCUUCACCAUGGAGCGCGAGUGGGCAUCCGGGAGGCCCGCGGAGAGACGAUAAGGUAGAUAGCGCCCCCCAAAACAGCGACACCUCUGCCGUUUCCUCGCGCGUAGGAGGAGCGAACGGUCUGGCGGCGACAAAAGGAUGCGCAGAGACAUUUCCCGGAUGCGUCGGCCUCGCUGGCGAAGCCACUUUUAGAGGGUGGGGCGGCCUGCAAGGGCAAGCGGGCGGCGAAAUUGCCAUGAGUGCCCAGGUGCUUCAUGUUCUGAUGGAGCAAGUCUCUAACUUGAGUAGCAAGGUGGGCGCCUUCAGCGAGCAUGUGGCCUCGUCGAUCGACGAGUUGCACCUUCAGCUUCAGCUUCUGCAGACGCGCGUGUCCAUCGUGGAAAGCCGCCUCGCUUUUUCUAUCACGGACUCAGCGCCCAAAGCACCGGCAACAGCGUCUCCGGCGAGUCCCCAGACUUCUGAGGACUUCUUGCAUGCGACCGCAAGUUCCAGCCGUUCCAGAACGGCGACUUUCGCCGACGGCGGCAAGCCAACUGCGCCGUCAGGGGCCUCGCCUCCUGUCUCUUCCCCGGUGGCAUCCUUCCAGCCGCAGGCUGCUGCAGCGCCUUCAUGGCAGCCUGGACGUGGAGGCGUCCCAGUGAACGAGCCUACUGCGCCCGCGCGGCCGCUUGUCGAGGCUCGUGGGCAGGCCUGCGCCUCUGUCUCUCAAGAACAGCCAGCGGCGAGGCCAGAGGCCGCACGAGUGCUUUCUGUACAGAUGCCGUCGAGGAGGCUUGCGAGUCCGUGCGACACGAGACUGGAGUGCCUCGCGGACCAGCCAGCAGGGUCGCCUUCUGAAGGGCGCAGGCAGGGGGAGCACGCCUGUGACGAAGGCAGCGCGGACUCACGGCCAGCAGCAGCGUCGCAUUGGCAAGCGCAGGAGGAUGGCACCAGCCCCCAGACAGAAGCGCGCUUUUUUGCGUCUGAGGAAACUGAGUUCCUCGCGACCACUUCCGCCCCCGAAAAGUGGGGACUAGAGAAGGGGGAGGGGUCCGCCCCAACUCAGGGCCUUCUGGACCCUCUUGACGUCGAGAUGCAACAGAAUGUCCUUCGGAUCACGGAAAAACUCAACAGUCUCCAAGCAGUACUCCGGCGUUCCACCAGGAAAGCCGACUGUGCCCCUGUGUCCUACUCCUCUGCUGCCGUGGGAGCGCCUUCUGUGCGAACGCCUCUGGGAGCGCGGUCGCCUAGUCACGUAGGCGCGUAUGGCCCUGUUUCAGGCGAUACAGGUAGCUCGUCCGUUUGCUGUGGAAGUGCCAUUUUCGCGUCUGACCUCGACUCUUCAGGGCCGAUCCUACCGGGGUAUGGAGCGGCUGCGCCACGUCGCAGCGCGGAUGCAUUCAGAAUACUUCAGCGGUCAUCCCCCCUGACGCCUGCGGCGCAGGACCGCGGCCCCGAUUCUGGGUCGCCCGCAGGCGGCGCCGAGGCGUCCUCUCCUGUGGACACUCCAUAUCACGCAGAGGAGUGGACGUGUAGUUUUUCGAAAACCUCCGGGAGCACAGAAGAGAACCGAGGUAUGGUGACCGACGCACCAGGGCUUCCGUCUUUUGCGGCCCAAGCGAUGGGGUCGGAUCGAGGGACAGGUCAGGGCGUUCGCGUGUCGAAAAAAGCGUCAGCGGCCCCUCGAGGCACAGUGGGAGAUAGCUGCAGUCCUGCGUCAGACGGAGGGAAGGCGCGGGGAGCGGAGCGCGCCGAAGGGAUGGAACGCAUUCUCACGAGUCACUGUUCGGAGCCGGCAGAGAGAGGCCAUCAGAGCCAACAGACUCCCUUUUUUGGUCUCAGCUGCAGCAGCGACGGCGCAGGCAGUGAACUGCUCGACUCCUCCACGGCGUCGGCCUCGAAAGCCACGCCCCCCUAUCGCUUGCCACAGGAUCUGGGGAGCAGCAGUGAUUUGCGUGGAGUUUUUUCUCCUGGGAAGUAG
This is a messenger RNA of Besnoitia besnoiti, 2862 nucleotides long. RefSeq lists its product as uncharacterized. Gene Ontology annotation, cellular component: centrosome; spindle pole. The coding region runs from base 1 to 2862 and encodes 953 amino acids. NCBI's taxonomy places the organism in Eukaryota, Apicomplexa, Conoidasida, Eucoccidiorida, Sarcocystidae. The record is from RefSeq and is a predicted model, not a curated record. The transcript has 3 exons.